Molecule: messenger RNA, 2997 nt
Organism: Sinocyclocheilus rhinocerous
Lineage: Eukaryota; Metazoa; Chordata; Actinopteri; Cypriniformes; Cyprinidae
Product: signal peptide peptidase-like 2B
Exons: 15
Coding region: 79-1746 (555 amino acids)
Biological process (GO): membrane protein proteolysis
Cellular component (GO): lumenal side of endoplasmic reticulum membrane; cytoplasmic side of endoplasmic reticulum membrane; lysosomal membrane
Molecular function (GO): aspartic endopeptidase activity, intramembrane cleaving
Source: RefSeq, a predicted model, not a curated record
GCGGGAUAAGCGUAAACAGCUGAUAGUUGAGUCGGAGGAGGGCAGUGCGGAUGGGGGAGACAACAACAAUCAGGCAUCAUGCGAUUUUUGUCAAGUCUCCUUUGGGCAGCUCUUUUGAUCGAACAGGUUUUAGGUGAAUAUGGCAUGGCACAUUUCAGCGAUGGGGGGAACAGUAAAGGCAAAGAUUACUGCAUAUUCUUCAACUCUCAGUGGGCUCGACUACCUCAGGACCUCAGUAAAGCAGCACGGCUGCAGACUUAUGAUCUCACCACCUCUGUGCUGUGCUCCCCCUCUGAUGUACCUGAGGGUGGCUUCCCAAACAGCAUCCCAAUGGUGAUGAGAGGAAAUUGCACUUUCUAUGAAAAAGUCAGAUUGGCCCAGAUCAAUGGUGCCAAGGGACUUCUGAUCGUCAGCAAAGACAGACUGACUCCACCCUCAGGCAACAAGUCCCAGUAUGAAGAGAUAGGCAUCCCAGUGGCCUUGCUAAGCUAUAAAGACAUGUUGGACAUCAGUAAGACGUUUGGAGAGAAAAGGCAGGUGGCCAUGUAUGCGCCCAAUGAACCGGUGGUGGACUACAACAUGGUGCUCAUCUUCCUGAUGGCGGUGGGCACAGUGGCUGUCGGUGGAUAUUGGGCUGGCAGCAGGGACAUUAAAAAACGUUACAUGAAGCACAAGAGGGACGACGGUGCCGAGAAACAAGACGAGGAGACGGUUGACGUCACCCCCAUCAUGAUUUGUGUGUUUGUGGUCAUGUGUUGCUCUAUGCUGGUGCUCUUGUAUUUCUUCUAUGAUCAAUUGGUGUAUAUGACUAUCGCAACGUUCUGUCUGGCAUCUGCCGUCGGUCUGUACAGCUGUCUUUGGCCUUUUGUCCGAAGAAUACCGUUUGGGAAAUGCAGGAUACCUGAGAACAACCUGCCAUACUGUCACAAGCGGCCACAGGUGCGCAUGCUGAUCCUUUCAGCCUUCUGUAUAGCAGUCAGUGUCACCUGGGGAGUUUUCCGCAAUGAAGACCAGUGGGCAUGGAUACUUCAGGAUGCGCUAGGCAUCGUGUUCUGUCUCUACAUGCUGAAAACAAUCCGGCUGCCCACUUUCAAGGCCUGCACUCUGCUGUUGGUCGUGCUGUUCGUGUAUGACGUGUUUUUUGUUUUCAUAACACCACUCUUAACUGAGAGUGGGGAAAGUAUCAUGGUAGAGGUGGCAGCUGGCCCCUCUGAUUCCUCUACUCAUGAGAAGCUUCCCAUGGUGCUGAAAGUGCCCAGGUUGAAUUUUUCUCCUCUGGUCCUGUGUGACCGGCCAUUCUCUCUCCUGGGUUUUGGGGAUAUCUUGGUACCAGGUCUGCUGGUAGCAUAUUGUCACAGAUUUGACAUUCUCAUGCAGACUUCUCGAAUUUACUUUCUGGCCUGCACUAUUGGCUACGGCAUUGGUCUUCUCAUCACAUUUGUGGCUCUGGCGCUGAUGCAGAUGGGUCAGCCUGCCCUCUUAUACCUGGUGCCUUGCACGCUCCUCACCAGCCUUGCGGUGGCACUGUGGCGCAAGGAGCUGCCUUUGUUCUGGACAGGAAGUGGAUUUGUGCCGCCUCCCAUUGUCAUGGAACAAAUCAACUGUACUCAAACCCCAGGACCGCCCACAGAUGAACCCCAGUCCAAUCCUGAGCCGGCAGACUCUGAAACGACCAAUCAGUGUGAGGACCCUCCUCCACCAGCACAAGAGGAAGUUCCGCAUCUUACAGAUGCAUCUACUACAUAAAGACAAGACUCGAAGGAUGCUACUUUCUUUUUCAUUUUUUGAAGUCAGUUAUAUGUCUGACCAUACAUGUAAUAGACUUGAGCAGUAUGAACAUCUCAGUGCACUUGUUUUAAGCCUUUGAAAUUGUACAGUCCUUUGAAUCAAAGAAGGAGGAGACACAACAACAUCUGCUGUGCUUCAGCCAACUUGCUUCAAGUUCACCUUUGUUGGCAUUAGGAGGGCACAGAAUGGAUCGCUUUUAUCUUCUUCACAAGGAUCUCAACUCUGUUAUUUUUGUUCUCCCUCCUUGUUUUUUGUAAAUUAACAUUCUCUCAGUAAAUGAAACAAAAUGCAGCUAGACAUUUGAAAACAAAUGUCAAGAAAAUUCUAGACAGCUCACUGAAAAUAUUUCUAUUUGGCUUAAUGCAUUACUGACGGGUUGUGUCCUUGUUGUAACAUCCUUUAAAAUACGGUGCUAAUAAGGGCCGAAUGAACCAAAGGCUUUGGGAAUAAUGAUUUAUUCGUUUCAUCCUGAGUUUUGAGAUACAAAUGCUGUAGGUUGAUAAGAUUGUUAAUCGUUUAUAUCACGGUACGCUGUAUAAAUAAGAGCAGUACUGUUAUACAACACAUAAUUUAACAAAAACUUCCUUUUUGGUUUGGGAUGCGAUUUCAGCUUUAGUUGCAUUGAAAUAGAUCAUAUUCAUAUGCUCGUGGCUUAUUGAAAGCAUUGUAUUUAGACUGUGCUGUUUACUUAAUGGAAGGGAUGUUUGAGAUUUCAAAAUAAAAAGCAAAAAUGCAAACAUUUUUAAAAGAAGUGCAGUUUUUAAGAACAGUUUCCUGCCCAACUAUUGAGUGACAGUCCUUCUGUUUCAUAGUAGGAUUUUUGUAUUCAUGGUACUUUUUAAAGUUGUUUUUCGGCGUAAAGCACUGAUAUUAUUUUCUCUGUAUGAUUUAACAGUUUUAAGUUACAGUACAUCAGGUUUAUUUAAGAAGUUUAUGUGGCACUGUUGUCUCAUUGAUAUCUGUUCGACUUGGCUACAGCGUGUUUCGUUUUUAUUGGGCCAAUAUGAUCAUGUGGAAUAACAUGGACAAGUUGUAAUCCAGAUAUUUUGUCUGUUUAUUAAUACUCCUGAUGUCUGGAGGUCGUGUGUCAGAGAUCUUCAGAGUCAUGUAUGCUGAAGCGCUCGAUUAGAGAUCGACAUAUGCUGUAAAAGUGUGAUUUUGAAAAGUUGUUGAAGAGUGCACAUAUUAAAGGAAUAAUGCAUUAUGUUA